Molecule: messenger RNA, 894 nt
Organism: Leishmania braziliensis MHOM/BR/75/M2904
Lineage: Eukaryota; Euglenozoa; Kinetoplastea; Trypanosomatida; Trypanosomatidae
Exons: 1
Coding region: 1-894 (297 amino acids)
Biological process (GO): succinate transmembrane transport; acetate transmembrane transport
Cellular component (GO): plasma membrane
Molecular function (GO): acetate:proton symporter activity
Source: RefSeq, a predicted model, not a curated record
AUGUCCGCUGUCAGCAUCCCAUGUGACCCCCUCGCCCAUGAGCCCCUCGAGGUCGCCUCGAACCCCGACCUGCGCAAAUUUCAUGAGAAGUACUCCAACCAUAAUUUGUCCUCGCAAGUGCCUGGCCAGAAGAACGGGUCAGCCGUCCGGAAAUCUUCGCUUCUGCUGAAGCAGCGGCGUCUGCGUGAGCUGCAGGAGUGGGAAUAUCAGGCGGCAAUCGCGCCACGGCGCACCGCCAAUUCAGGCCCGGUCGGCCUACUGGGCUUUGGCCUCUCAACGAUCCUGCUGAACCUGCACAACACCGGGAGAUUCCCGCUCUCGACAGUGAUCGUCGCCAUGGGCAUCGCCCUCGGCGGGGGUGCGCAGGUCAUCGCGGGCCUGCUCGAGUGGGUGCGCGGCAACACCUUUGCCCACGUCGCCUUCACGUCGUAUGGCGCCUUCUGGCUGUCUCUCGUGCUCGUCUGGCUGCUGCCCAACACGGCUGCUCGCAACUCGUCGAUUGUGGAGCCGUCGAGCGAGUAUUUCGUAGGCGUAUACCUCGUUCUGUGGGGAAUCUUCUCCUUCUUCAUGCUUAUGUGCACCAUCCGCAUGAACGUCGCCAUCUUUAUCGUGAUCCUCACCGUGACGCUGCUCUUCCUGAUUCUUGGUUUUGCCAGCAUGACGGGCAGCCAGACAGCGCUCCGUGUGGCCGGCUACGAGGGCGUCAUCUGCGGCUCCACCGCCCUCUACCUCGCCUUUGCGGAGAUUCUGAACGAGGUUUGGGACCGCAUAAUCCUGCCGGUGAUCCCGAUGACGCAGCUGCUUGACUGGCUCGGUGUUUGCAGGCAGAAGCCGGAGGAAGUUACUGGGCUGAACAGUAGCGUGCCGAUACUCAAGAAUGACGGAAACACUUAG